GUGGCGCUUUAUUCUUGCACUAAAAAGCGUUACAGAUAUUGCAGCGUCUUCAGCAUCAGUACAAACAAACAGUCUCGCUGUGGAACAGCUGCGAAAUUAUAUUUUCUCAACUGAUUUGGCUCACUAUAAACAGGUACGCUGGAAUAUUCAGAGACCCUCUCGGACAUGUCCUAUGUCUUCAUCAAUGACACGUCGCAGACGAGUGUGCCAUUACUGCAGGCAUGCAUUGAUGGAGACCUAGCAUUCGCCAGACGACUCCUGGAGACGGGCUGUGAUCCUAACAUCCGAGACAAUCGGGGUCGCACCGGCCUACACCUAGCAGCAGCACGAGGCAAUGUGGAGAUCUGUCGCUUUCUUCACAAAUUUGGAGCAGAUCUUUUAGCCACCGAUUAUCAAGGAAACACGGCUCUGCAUCUGUGUGGACAUGUUGACACUAUUCAGUUUCUGGUCUCCAAUGGCCUUAAGAUAGACAUCUGUAAUCAUAAUGGCUCGACUCCUCUGGUAUUGGCCAAGCGGCGAGGUGUGAAUAAAGAUGCUAUUCGGCUUCUGGAGGGUCUGGAGGAGCAGGAGGUGAAGGGUUUCAACAGAGGCACUCAUUCCAAACUAGAGACCAUGCAGAUGGCAGAGAGUGAGAGUGCAAUGGAGAGCCACUCACUGCUGAACCCCAACCUGCAAAACAGUGAGGGUGUACUGUCCAGUUUCCGCUCCACCUGGCAGGAGUUUGUGGAGGAUCUGGGUUUCUGGAGGGUUCUCCUGCUGUUAGUGAUCAUCGCCCUGCUCUCUCUGGGUAUUGCUUACUAUGUGAGUGGGGUCUUGCCCUUCUCUGCCAGCCAGCUGGAGCUGGUUCACUGAAAACAACAAAUGCACCCGGUUUCAAAUUUAGUCUCAGAUCCAACCAAGCUGUGUUUUAUACGAUUUAAUGCUUUUCUUCAUACAAAUUAGCUCUUAAGUUACUCAUCUCUGGAUAAGGCUGUGUGGAACUAAAAUUUCAAAGCACACAGCUUGACAGUCUUAAAAGUCUUAAAAACAUUAGGUAUUUAAAGCAUGGAAUGUCUUUGAGCUGGAAUUGUUUUGAUUACGGUAUGUUGUGAACAGUGUUAGAAAAUGGAGCCCUACUUUGAAUGAAUGUACAUUUUGAUUUCUUUAUAUGGAUUCUUAUAAAUACAUGACAAGCUUUAAGAGAGUACAUCUAGUUUUACUUUCUGGAGUGUAGAUUAAGCCUUUCCUCACCAGAAUCAGCAGAAGUUCCAUAUGAGGCAGGAGAAAUUCUGUAAAUUUUGUAUUUUCAAUUUGUUUUAUUUCCUCUGCACAAACAUAAAAAAAUAUGUUAAUUCUCUAGUUUGUCUUUCUAAUCAUGCUUGCUGUAUUACUUUUUAUAAUGUGUUGAAACAUGUAGAUGAUCAGAAUGUAGUAAUAUUUUAUCAUGUCAUUAACUUGGACUUGAUAGCAUUUACUGGCUUGACCACUUUCUGUUUUAUGUCAGUAUGUCGUGGUUGUUAUCUGAAACUGUAACUAAAAAGGAUGUAAACUAAUUUCCUCUCCAAUAUUCAGUAAAUUUGUCCAAAUGUGGAACACUGGUCAUCUAUUUAAAAAAAGGGCAAAAGGGUUUGGUUUUGUAGCUUAAAUGGCAGGUGGCUCCUUUUAAAAUGGUUGUAAAUUUGCAGCAUAUAUUUGUAAAAUGCUCUCAUUUCUAUUUUGUCUGUGUGUGUUUAAUUUUUGUUCUGCGUUUGUUUUUAUCCAUCCUGAUUUAAGCUGCAUCAGAUUAUCUACUACACAAGCCCCAGUAUUUUAAGAACCCAAAACCAAAUGUGCCAUCUUUUCCAUAUACUGUUGUUAUUAUUUAUUUUAUUUUUACUGUAUUGCUACAGCAGCAGGUGACCAAGUUUAAAUUGAUCAGUUUUUAAUUGAAGGAUCUUUACUGUUUGGGAAGUUGCUUAUUGUUUACGUAUCCUUUGGAUAUUAUGUAAAUAUUUCAAAUGUGUUUUAACAGCACUCAUUGUUAUUUACUGUUGGAAGCUUAUGAUUCCUAAUGAUGAACUAUUAAAUUAAAAAUAAUAUG
Tachysurus vachellii is the source of this 2059-nucleotide messenger RNA. RefSeq names its product ankyrin repeat domain 46b (gene ankrd46b). The transcript is spliced from 4 exons. Bases 166 to 852 code for a protein of 228 amino acids. NCBI's taxonomy places the organism in Eukaryota, Metazoa, Chordata, Actinopteri, Siluriformes, Bagridae. The record is from RefSeq and is a predicted model, not a curated record. Gene Ontology annotation, molecular function: protein binding.